Caenorhabditis elegans is the source of this 1344-nucleotide messenger RNA. It is a transcript of the gene acdh-7, whose product is annotated as Medium-chain specific acyl-CoA dehydrogenase, mitochondrial. NCBI's taxonomy places the organism in Eukaryota, Metazoa, Nematoda, Chromadorea, Rhabditida, Rhabditidae. The transcript is spliced from 4 exons. Bases 4 to 1242 code for a protein of 412 amino acids. Gene Ontology annotation, molecular function: oxidoreductase activity, acting on the CH-CH group of donors; acyl-CoA dehydrogenase activity; flavin adenine dinucleotide binding. The record is from RefSeq and is marked reviewed. Gene Ontology annotation, cellular component: mitochondrion; mitochondrial matrix.
AAAAUGCUCUCCAGAAACUUGACGAAAUGCACGCGUCUGUUCAGCACCACAAACAAGGCCAUGUCAACCGGCAUGGACUUCCAGUUGACCGCUGACCAAGCAGAGUUCCGUGCAAAUGUUCGCAAGUUUGUUGCCGAUGAGGUCAUCCCAGUUGCCGGCGAAUACGACAAAACCAUGGAGUACCCGUGGGAGAUCAUCAAGAAGGCUCAUGCACAGGGAUAUCUGAUCGCCGACAUUCCAGAAGCUUAUGGAGGACUUGGAGUUGAUAUGGUCUCGAAUUGUAUCAUCAGUGAGGAGAUGGCAUAUGGAUGCUCGGGUAUUGCUACCGCUAUCAUGGCUAAUGAUCUUGCACUGACCCCGCUCAUUUUAUGUGCCAAUGAUGAUAUCAAGAAGAGAUUCCUUGGUAGAAUGAUCGACAAUCCGUUUGUGGCGUCCUACGCCGUCACCGAGCCAGGAGCUGGAUCCGACGUCGCCGGAGUCAAAACCAAGUGUGAGAAGAAGGGUGAUGAGUAUAUUCUCAACGGCUCAAAGAUGUGGAUCACAAACGCCGGACAUGCUAACUGGUUCUUCGUGCUUGCCCGUUCCGACCCAGACCCAAAGACCGCAGCAGGAAAAGCCUUCACCGCAUUUGUCGUUGAAGGGGACACCCCAGGACUCACCAGAGGACGCAAGGAGAUCAACAUGGGACAACGAUGUUCAGACACCCGUGGUAUUACCUUCGAAGACGUCCGUGUUCCAGCCGCCAACGUCGUCGGAGCCCCAGGAGAGGGAUUCAAGGUCGCCAUGAAGACAUUCGACAAAACCCGGCCAACUGUUGCAGCACUUGCCACCGGAGUUGCUUACCGCUGCUUGGACGUCGCCACACAGUAUUCUCUGGAGAGAAAAGCGUUUGGAACGCAAAUUGCCAACCAUCAAGGAGUGUCGUUCUUGCUUGCCGAGAUGGCCAUCAAUUGUGAGCUCGCUAGAUUGAUGACCUACAAGAGUGGUGCAGAGGUUGACGCUGGCCGCCCAGGAUCCUACUACGCUUCGAUCGCCAAGCUCUUCGCUUCCGACACUGCCAACCAAGCCGCCACAAAUGCUGUGCAAAUCUUUGGAGGAGCUGGUUUCAACACUGAAUACCCAGCGGAGAAGCUGAUGCGUGACGCCAAGAUCUUCCAAAUCUACGAGGGAACUUCGCAAAUUCAACGCAUGGUCAUUGCUCGUCAGUUGCUCGCUCGAGUCGCUCAGAAUGGAGGAUAUUAGCACGCCACCCGUUUUUCCCCGUUUGAUCACAGUUUUGUACAAAACACUGGUAUAUUUUGUAAUUGUAAAUGAUUUGAAAAAAAAAGAAACAGUUUUGAUUUA